Lampris incognitus (smalleye Pacific opah) is the source of this 1053-nucleotide messenger RNA. It is a transcript of the gene wnt2, whose product is annotated as wingless-type MMTV integration site family member 2. NCBI's taxonomy places the organism in Eukaryota, Metazoa, Chordata, Actinopteri, Lampriformes, Lampridae. Gene Ontology annotation, cellular component: extracellular region. Gene Ontology annotation, molecular function: frizzled binding; cytokine activity. Bases 1 to 1053 code for a protein of 350 amino acids. The transcript is spliced from 5 exons. The record is from RefSeq and is a predicted model, not a curated record. Gene Ontology annotation, biological process: neuron differentiation; cell fate commitment; multicellular organism development.
AUGAAUUUAUUGCCAAGUGGAAUAUGCUUUUAUUUCUCCUUAGCAAUCUGCUGGCUGACGUCCGAGGUCGACGCGUCUUGGUGGUACAUGGGCACCCUCGGGUCGCAGGUGAUGUGCGACAACAUUCCGGGACUAGUCAACAAGCAGCGCCAGCUGUGCCGCCAGCAUCCCAAAGUCAUGCAGGCCAUCGGGGCCGGGAUGAAAGACUGGAUCUCCGAGUGUCAGCACCAGUUCCAGAACCACCGCUGGAACUGCAACACCAUAGCGCGGGACCACAACCUGUUUGGGCGGCUGCUGCUACGGAGUAGCCGGGAGGCAGCCUUCGUCUACGCCAUCUCCUCGGCAGGCGUGGUGUACACAUUGGCGCGGGCCUGCAGCCAGGGUGAGCUGGACUCAUGCUCGUGUGACCCCACCAAGAAAGGCUUGUCACGGGAUGCCAAGGGCACCUUUAACUGGGGUGGAUGUAGCGAUCAUGUGGAUCACGCUAUGCGCUUUAGUCAGGCAUUUGUGGAUGCCAAAGAGAGGAAAGAGCGGGAUGCCCGGGCACUGAUGAACCUACAUAACAACCGAGCUGGCAGGAAGGCGGUGAAACGCUUCAUGACCCUGGAGUGUAAGUGUCAUGGAGUAAGCGGCUCUUGCAGCGUCCGGACCUGCUGGCUGGCAAUGGCUGAUUUCCGACGCACCGGCGACCACCUGCGGAAGCGCUAUAAUGGCGCUGUGCAGGUGGCCGUAAACCAGUACGGCACUGGCUUCACUACUGCACACACCCACUUCAAACGGCCCAGCAAAAAUGACCUGGUGUACUUCGAGGACUCACCGGAUUACUGCAUACGGGACCAUGAGUCAGGGUCCAUGGGGACGGGCGGGCGGCUGUGUAACCGGACGUCUCGCGGCGUGGACAGCUGCGAAGUCAUGUGCUGCGGCCGGGGCUACGACACGUCGCGCGUCAGCCGGACCACCAAGUGCGAGUGCAAGUUCCACUGGUGCUGCGCGGUGCACUGCCGCGACUGCCACCAGCAGGUGGAUGUGCACACCUGCAAGGGCCAGACGUGA